AUGGGGAAUUAUUUGGAGCUUUUACAAUUUCUUGCUGAUCAUAAUGAGAAAGUGAAAGCCGUUGUGUUAGAAAAUGCUCCCGGGAAUCUCAAGUUAAUAGCUCCAACAAUUCAAAAAGAUCUUGUGAAUGCUUGUGCCACUGAAACUAUUAAGAAAAUCAUUAAGGAUAUGGAUGAUGCAUUCUUCUCUUUAUUAGUUGAUGAAUCACGUGAUGUCGACACUACAUCAAACUCACUCAAGGAGGCUAUUGACACAUUGUUUUCAAGAGAGGAAUUGAGCAUUUCCAUGCUAAGAGGACAAGGAUAUGAUGGAGCUAGUAAUAUGAAGGGUGAGUUCAAUGGUCUUAAAACACAGAUUUUGAGAGAAAAUCUUUGUGCCUACUAUAUUCAUUGUUUUGCACAUCAACUUCAAUUAGCUCUUGUGGCUGUGGCAAAGGGAAAUGCUGAUAUUGCCACUUUCUUCACAUCUUACAAUAGCUUGGUUAAUAUUGUUGGAGCAUCGUGUAAGCAUCGUGACAUGCUUAGAGAUCAACUCCAAAAGGAUAUUAUGGAAGCUCUUGAAAAAGAUACUUUUCCAACAGGGCGAGGCUUAAAUCAAGAAACUUAUCUCAAGCGUCCUGGUGAUACACGUUGGAACUCACAUUAUAGUACAUUACUUAGUAUCAUCUCCAUGUUUAAAUCUGUGGUGAAAGUGCUUAAAUUGAUUAUUAAGGAUGGCUCGACUGAUAAUCUAGGUGAAGCAAACAGGUGA
Prunus persica (peach) is the source of this 750-nucleotide messenger RNA. RefSeq names its product zinc finger MYM-type protein 1-like. Bases 1 to 750 code for a protein of 249 amino acids. The transcript has 2 exons. NCBI's taxonomy places the organism in Eukaryota, Viridiplantae, Streptophyta, Magnoliopsida, Rosales, Rosaceae. The record is from RefSeq and is a predicted model, not a curated record.